GCGGGAGCACGGGAGCCACGGCCACGCCAUGGGCCGGACGUCCACGCCAUCCGCGCCCCUGGGGAGCCCCGACUACUACGAGAAAAUAUGCCGCCUCCAGCAAGGGCUGAGGGACAGUGAAAAGAAGAGAUUGGACCUAGAAAAUAAACUUUAUGAAUACAAUCAGUCUGAUACAUUCAGACUGAAGCUGAAGUAUGUAAAAUUAAAGAAAUACCUAAAGGAAAUACGUGACUCAGAAGAGAAGGCUCAUACUCGAAACCAGGAAUAUUUAAGACGGUGUGAGCACUUCCAAGCUCAUGUGGGACACUUCACCAUGAACACAGACAAGCUUCAAGAGCUGAAGAAUGAAUAUGAGACUCAAAUUAAGAAAACACAAAUACGCUCAGAAGAUAGCCUGGGAAUAAAAGGUGAAGUGAAAGAUGAAGACAGGGAAAAGGUUAUAAUCCAGGCAAGAAUUAACUUGGGGACAGCCAUGUCAAGAGGAUUGUAUCAGCCAGCAACAAUCUUUAUGGGCCGCCAAAUGUCAGCUGUCUCAAACAUUGGAGAUUUCAGUACAGAGCAGAAACCUCCCCAACCUACAAAGAACUUUUCAAUUCCUGUCCCACAUUCAUGCCGACAGACAGUCCUGAGCAGCAGUGUGACAGACAGCUGUGUAGUACAAACUAACAGUGACACACAGUGCUUAAAUAAGCCUGACAAAAUAAAUGGAAAGACAUCUCUUCAGAUUGGUGAGGAAACGCCAGUCACAGUCAGUGUAUUGUCUGAGGGGGAUAAAGCUCAUUGCUUGGAGAUAGGAAGCAACACACGUCACAGCAAGAGUCCUUUAUCUGAAAGCAAAAAGUCUGCUGAACUUCAUUCCCCAUUACUGGAAAGAUUAAGUCCAGAGAACAGAACCACUGAUUUAAAGUGUGACAGUUCCAGCAGAUCAGAGGGAUCAAAGGAAGAAAUACUGACACAGGAACAUAUUGAAGUCAAGGAAGAAAGAGCAGGAUGGCCAGUCUCUCGGAUAACAGUUUCAGAAUACUGUGCAUCUGAAAGUAAGUGUUCUCAAGAGAACCAUUCUGCUUGGGAAGAUUUCUUAGGUGAUCAUCUUUCUUAUGGAUUCCCAAAAGCACAGAGCCCCUACAGAAAAACCCAGGAGGAGCAGGAAGCGGGAAGCUUGAGCAGCAGCAGUGACCUUACAGUGUCUGUUAGUGAAGAUGAUCUGAUUUUAAAGAGUCCAGAACCACAGCCAAAUCCAUGUGGCAAUAUGAAGAAGGAAGAUGGAAUGAAAUCGUUAAUAUCAAUCCAUUCUGAACAAGACAGAAACACUGUCUUCACUGAGCAAAAUAAUUGUAUUUUGCAAGACCUGAGUUCUCCUGAUUCAGAAAAGGAACCUACUAAGUCACCAACAAGAGAGCUCUGUGAUGAUACUGACAUUCAGAAAGAAGAUGACCUUGGAGCCUGUGGAACAGCUGUCCUUAACCAGCUUCAGAGACUCCAGGCUGCAGGUAGCAGCAGGGAAAAGCAAGUCAGAUCAGAACAAACAACACAUUCAGAUUUAUUGGGGCAGCAUAUCACUACAGCGAAAGAACAAGAUCGUUCUCUCAACAAAGAGGCAACCGCAUUAUUGAAAAAAGCCCUUACAGAAGAGUGUGAGGGUAGGUCGUCUAUUCAUAGUAAUGAAUCAUCUUGCAGCUUGCCAUCUAUUCUGAAUGACAAUGGUGGAAUAAAGCAAGCAAAGCCAUGGCUCAACAGUGUUCGCGCCAGAGAACAAGAAACAAAUGCCUACCAGUUGAAGCAGUCUACCAUUCAGGAUAAUAUACACCAAACUGAAGAUAGAUUCCAGAAAGUGGAUGUUUCCACUUCACAUUUAUCAGGUUUGAGUAUUGGCAGCGGCACAUUCAAGACAAAGACAACUAACAAAAUCGCUUCGGAAGAGAAUUUUUCAUCAAACAAAGGAAGUCCUUUGUCAAGGCAUGAAAACAAAAGGAAAUUGCCUGCCAACUUAAAAUCUAAAGCCUUCUGGGGUGAGUCUGAUGACAGCAACUCAGAAAUUGAAGCUGCUUUAUGUCCUGGAAACCGUAACAAGUCUACUGAUGAUUCUGAUGAUUUUAAUAGUUAAUAAGUUACAGCACCAGUUAGAAAUAAAAAGUCUUAACCCAGCCUCUGUUCCUUUGUGAUGUCUACAAUAAGCAAAUCCUUUUAAGUUUUCUAAUUUUUCAAUGUGAAAACGUAGGACCACAUUACUGCCUUAAGUGAAAUUUCAUGGCAUAAGUGACUAGACUGUGUUUUUUUAAGUGUUAUCAUAAAGUAAGGCAAUUAAUGCAAUGCCCAUAAAACUUCCAGUUGACUUCAUUGCAAAAAUUUUUCGGCUGAUUCUAAAAUGCAUAUGGAAACUUGAGAAAAGCCAAAGCAAUCAUGAAAGACAAAUAUUUGGAGUAGUCACAUUUCCCUAUUUCGAAAUGUGCUACAAAUCUACAAUAACUAAAACAAUGUGAUGUAGACAUUGACAUACAGACAUAUAAAUCAAUUUAUUAGUGAUUCAUUUCACUUAGUAGUGUAUUGAUAUACUUAGAAUUUACAACCAAGAAGCUAAAAAUAAACCCUUAUAUUUAUGGUCAAUAGAAUCCAACAAGGUAGCAAAAAAACAAUAUACCAUGAUCAAGUGGUAUUCAUAGCAGGUACACAAGGACAGUUCAACAUUAGAAAAGCAAUCACUGUGGGAUAAGCCUCCAGAUGUCUCUCUUCACAAUAGAGGAUGGGAAGAAACUGUUACCAAACAGUGCAUUGAAGAGAGGACUAUAGCAGAUCAAAAUGAUAGACCCGUCUUGGACAGUUAAAACCUUGUCAGUUGAUUGCCCCUCUGAUGCAUGUUCGGCCUGCUCUGGUUUUCAACAUUUUCUGUACUUUUUGUUGUUGUUAGUUCAUACUGGGGUUUUUCUCAGAUGUGUUUUGCCACUGGGGGUGAACCUCUUGAAUUUUUGUUAGGUGUUUUGAGUUCAAGAAGGAAAAGAAUGUUUUGAAACUGAU
This is a messenger RNA of Echinops telfairi (small Madagascar hedgehog), 3012 nucleotides long. RefSeq names its product kizuna centrosomal protein (gene KIZ). Lineage: Eukaryota; Metazoa; Chordata; Mammalia; Afrosoricida; Tenrecidae. Gene Ontology annotation, cellular component: centrosome. Gene Ontology annotation, biological process: spindle organization. The record is from RefSeq and is a predicted model, not a curated record. Bases 29 to 2104 code for a protein of 691 amino acids. The transcript has 13 exons.